AUGUCGGAAUUUCUUGGAUCCCGCAUCUCUUUGAUUUCAAAAAGUGAUAUUCGCUACGUCGGCACUCUGCACGAAAUCAACUCUGAAGAGUCCACAGUUUCGCUCGAAAAUGUGCGAUCGUUCGGUACAGAGGGACGCAAAGGUAGACCUGAGGACGAGAUCUCUCCGUCUGACCAGGUAUAUGAAUAUAUUGUAUUCCGCGGCAGUGAUGUAAAGGACCUCCGCAUCGAGGAGCACCCUAGCAUCAAAGAAAACAAGCCUCCCGCAAUCCCCGACGACCCUGCUAUCCUAGGUGCUCGCCCUCGCGGCGUACAGGGCGGCAGUCAUCAUGCACCCCCGCCAGGACCUCCUCAAGGACCUCAGGGACAACAAUAUCCUCCAAACCCGAACUUCCAGGGUGGUCCUCCUGGCCAAUGGGGUCGUGGUGGCCCUGGUCCCAUGCCUGGUCCUGGCUUUGGCAACAUGCCAUACUCUUAUCCUCCUCCUCCGGGUUGGUUCCCUGGCCAAAGCUUCCCUCCUGGCGGACCUGGUGCUCCCGGUCCUUGGCAAAACCAGCCUUUUCCCCCGGGUGCUCCCCCAGGCGGCCCUGGACCUCAAGGUCCACCCCAGGCCGGAAAGCCUGAGUCGAAGCCUGCUGAGGUCCCUGCUGGUCAAGAAGCGAAGCCUGCCCCUACACCUCCUGUCGAAUCCAAGCCAUCCACUGCUGCCGUCAAAGCCGCCGCCUCAAAUCUCGGUGCCAACGGAGCCUCUGGUCCUAACCAAAGAAGUAACAAGGUCAACCCUGUCAUCCCUUUGACCGGAGCCAGCGCCAAACCAUUUUCUCUGCCCAAUGCUGAACAGCGUGUGGCUCAGCCUGCGUCUGCCCCGACUGCGGCGCCGAGCAGCGUUCAAGAUGCCACUAGCGCAGCUCGAGCUGCUGUUGCCGUCGCCAUGUCUCAACUUGGCAAUGGCGGUGGCAAUGCCAUGGACAAUUUGACAAACAAAGUCAACGAGAUGAAGUUCAAUGCCGGACGUCCACCCACUACCCCUCGCGGUCGAGGCCGUGGUGGCAGGGUCCAUGCUGCGGUAGUCAAGGUCGAAGUCCCGGAUUCGGACUUUGACUUUGCCGAAGCAAACAAGAAGUUCAACAAGGACGAAAUCAAGCAGCCCGGCGAAGAAGUUGAAGGCGCCGAGGUUGAGGAAGUCGAGGCCAGUGAUUCUCCCACGGCCAAUGUAUACAACAAGUCCACCUCAUUUUUUGACAACAUCUCGAGCGAGGCCAAGGAUAGAGCCGCCAACAACGGCCAGAAGCCCGGAGGUCGCGAAUGGCGUGGCGAGGAGCAGCGCAAAAAUAUGGAGACCUUUGGGCAAGGCAGUGUUGAUGGAGGAUACCGCAACUACCGCGGUCGUGGUCGUGGACGUGGUGGCAGAGGCCGUGGUGGCCGUAGUCGUGGCGGCCGACCUCAGCACCAGGCUGGUGGUGGCGACCUAUAG
Beauveria bassiana ARSEF 2860 is the source of this 1473-nucleotide messenger RNA. RefSeq names its product Lsm14a protein. Gene Ontology annotation, molecular function: mRNA binding. Gene Ontology annotation, cellular component: P-body. Gene Ontology annotation, biological process: P-body assembly; cytoplasmic stress granule assembly. Lineage: Eukaryota; Fungi; Ascomycota; Sordariomycetes; Hypocreales; Cordycipitaceae. The record is from RefSeq and is a predicted model, not a curated record. The transcript has 4 exons. The coding region runs from base 1 to 1473 and encodes 490 amino acids.